AUGCAGAGGGAGGAAUGGAUCCUUGGACUCACUAUGGGUCCUUUGGGAAACAGAGCUGAUCCUGUAGUGGAGAUGACGAUUAAGGCCACCCCUAAUGAACAAGAUCAUGUAGAGAUGAUGGGGUUAUUUCAUACUCUUGAGAACAGACUGAAAGACGAAUUACUACACCAGGCUUCAAGGAAACCUGGGAAGACUCACACAGAGGAUGAUGAUCAGUCCUAUAACACCAAAUAUUUUACCAAUACCAGGUAUAGAACUAAACAAAAAUCCAAACAUCAAGGAACACCCAAACCACAGGAAACCAUGAAACCCAAGGAGACAACAACAACAAAAAUUAUCACAGAUAAAAAAGAGCAUACUGAGGAGAGUAAUGAAUUGAUAACCCCAAAGAAAACUCCUAAAACUGACACUGCAGUGGGUUUUUGCACAAAAAAAACAAAGGAAUCCAAACCUUUUGACAACUCUCAAUCAGGAGAAACGUCUUCUGUAGAGACCAAACAUCAAAAUGUGAAAGCACCUUCCAAUUUUUACCCUGUUUUUGCUCAAGGGCCGCACAUCCAGGUUUUUCAAGACCCAGUCUUUGAAGAAUUUAAGCAGGAACAUGUUACCACUCUAUCAAGCUACCUUCGAGACUCUACGCAGUUAAUUGAACAACUUCUCACUAUGUCUUGGGAACCAGGUAUCCAUUUUGUCACCUGUGAUUUAACAUCCCUAUACACCAAUAUUAGGCAUAACAUCGGGAUACAGUGUGUGAAAGAGUUUCUAGAUAUUGAUCCGGACCUCACCAAGGCUCACAGAGACUUUAUCAUUGAUGGGCUGAAAUUCAUUUUGGAAAAUAAUUUCUUCCUUUAUAACAAACGGGUGUUUCACCAAAGGAAUGGGACUGCGAUGGGGUCAAAAGUCGCCCCAUGGUAUGCAAAUCUAUUUAUGGGGGCAUUCGAGACAGAACUAAUUACUAAUGACCCCGAAUUCUCUCCAUACAUAGUAACUCAUCGCCGUUACAUUGAUGAUCUCUUCUUCUUAUGGAAGGGUCCUGAGACAUCAAUAGAUGCUUUUCUUGUGAAACUUAAUUCUAACAACUGGGGUAUAAAGUUCACCCUGGAGCACAGUGAGCGGAGCAUCACUUUCUUGGAUCUCAAUAUCUCCCAUGAUAAUAAAAGAUUUGUCACCUCCACACAUUUUCAGUCCGUAGAGGUUAACAGUUAUCUUGAGUUUGAUAGCGCACAUUACAAACCAUGGUUAAGGAAUGUACCAUCUUGGCAAUAUAAACGGAUAAAGAAAAACUGUACGGAUGAUGAAACCUUUAGAAUGCAAGCAAAUAUCCUAACGAAUAGGUUCAGGGAAAAGAAAUAUCCUAAAUCUAUUAUACAGGGUGCAUUUAUGAAGUCAAGUCCACUUGAAACAGCAGUUGCCUUAUUGUGUCCAUCUCUCUCAUCCACAGUAUUUCUCCCGCUGGUACUAUGGUUAUUGCCAGGAAGAGUGAAGACUGAUCUGAGCACUUUGCAGAAUUGUCUUGCAGACCCAGAAUAUGAUGAGUUAUUGGACAUUGCCAAAAAUGGCUUAUCAGGUACCAAGACAGUCCAUCGUAAAAACAUUGUGAUUGUUGGUGCUGGAAUGGCUGGACUCUCUGCUGCCAAAACAUUACAAGAUGCCGGACACAGGGUGACUGUGCUGGAAGCCGACAGCCGUGUUGGAGGUCGUGUAAGGACACAUAGAGAUCCAGAGGGCUGGUAUGCAGAACUGGGGCCCAUGCGUCUGCCGGAGUCUCACAGGAUCGUACGUGAGUACAUUAGAAAGCUCAAUCUGAAGUUGAGACCUUUUCUUUCAUCCGAUGAGGACACUUUUUAUUUGUUCAACAAUGUCAAAAAAUUGGAUAAGGACGUGAUGAAGGAACCAAAUCUGUUUGGAUUUGAUCUAUCACCAAAUGAAGAAAAGAAAUCUGUGGACGAUCUGUAUUACAGCCUGAUAAAUAAGGUCAUCGCGAAAGCACAUGGAAAUUGUUCUGAACUUAUGGAUGAAUUUGACCAAGCAUCCAGACAGUCUUUUCUAGUAGAUGAAGGACAUCUAAGUGCAGGAGCCAUUCAGAUGAUCGGACACUACAAGAAUGCCAAUGGAAACUUCUUCAUAUCAUUCUUGGAAUCAGCAAUGUCUAUGUUUAAUGGCAGCAGAUUAGAUGAGAUCAUUGGUGGCUUCGACCAGUUGCCCCAAGCAUUAGCCAGCCUCCUGGGUAAUGUCAUCAGACUAAAUUCCACCGUGGUCAAAGUUAUGCAGAAACACAAAUCUGUGGUUGUCCAUUAUCGGAAAAACAAGUCCUCCGCUCUCACCAGCAUAUCUGCAGACUACGUCCUCAUCACCUCCACCGCCAGGGCCACCAGACGUAUAGCCUUCAGUCCUCCACUGAGUAAUGACAAGUACAAUGCUCUGAGCUUCGUUCACUAUACAAGUGCCACAAAGAUUCUUCUGAGCUGCAACGAGAGAUUCUGGGAGAAGGAUGGGAUAGUCGGUGGAAAAAGUACUACUGAUCGACCAUCUCGUAACAUCUACUACCCAAGUCAUAACUUCACCAAUGGAAGAGGCGUCCUCCUGGCAUCGUACACUCUAGAAGACGAUUCAAGGUUCUUUCUAGCACUCAGUGAUGAGGAUUGUGUUGAUGUUGUCCUGGAAGACUUGUCAAUAAUCCACAAAAGAUCAAAGGAGGAGCUGAGAAAACUCUGCCCGAAGUUUGUGGUAAAGAAGUGGAGUCUGGAUCCAUAUUCCAUGGGAGCAUUUGCCUUUUUCACACCGUAUCAGUUUGGAGACAUGUAUGAAUGGUUAUCCAAACCAGAAGGCAGAAUCUACUCUGCUGGGGAGCACACGUCAUUUCCUCAUGGCUGGAUCGAUACCGCUAUUAAGAGUGGUCUGAAGGCAGCAAGAGAUAUUCAUAAGGACUCCUUUAGGUUUUUCCAUUGAUAGAUUUCUU
Molecule: messenger RNA, 2959 nt
Organism: Hyla sarda
Lineage: Eukaryota; Metazoa; Chordata; Amphibia; Anura; Hylidae
Exons: 10
Coding region: 1-2949 (982 amino acids)
Molecular function (GO): oxidoreductase activity
Source: RefSeq, a predicted model, not a curated record